ACAAAUGGAUCCCUUUGGUUCGAUAGGUUUUUUGUCUCCACUUUAGAAAAGCAUUCGACACCAACAGACGGCUUGGACUCAGCGAGGACGAAGGCCCGAGAAAACAGGGGAGCGUGUUUGCACCUGGCUCUUACUGAUUGCUCGGUAACUAGUCGACGAAUCACAAGGUCCAAAAUAUUGCCAUUUGGCUGGCAAAAGGCGAAACUCUCUGAAACCAGCUGUCAUAACGAAGUGCAGUUUCUUGGAUUAACUCGUUUCUAACGUCAACCAUCAUGGGGAAAGAAAAAAAGAAAAUCGUAACAAAAAUCAAAGAGUUCCUGGGUUAUACAACUGCGCACGGUUUUGCACGACUCGUUGAAUCCAAGAACCCAGUUCAAAGAGCAUUCUGGGUACUAGCUUGCCUAGGUGCUUUUGUCGCUUUUGGGCUCCAAGUUUACGAGCUUUUCAGCAAGUUUAACCGAAAACCGGUGGAUACAUACAUCACCAUUAAACACGAAAUGAAUUUGGAGUUUCCUGCCGUCACCAUCUGCAACCUGAAUCCAAUUCGGAAAAAACACCUCCCCGAGUCUCUUCGAGAGUACUUCAAGUAUUCGCUUGGAGAUAGCAGCACUGAAGAACCGACUUCGAAGCCGACAACAUCAAGUCUACUGGGGAGAGCUUUUCCUAGUGUGAAUUCGCUUUUCACCAAACCUGCCUUGCUUUCUAAUAUAACGGUAUUAACACACUCAAAGAAAUUAAUGCCGAUCGGCGUAUUUUCGCCAUUCUUAAGUUGCGCGGGGAUUGGGUCGAGUUGCUAAGCAAACAAGAUUUUAGUGGACUAGUAAUCGUUGAUAACGUGCCGGGGAUGGCCCCGGUACGUGUUAAGCCUAUUCUUUAUCGAAAUACUUGUAUGCGAGGAAUUGCGUCAUUAACAGAAAAUGACCCGACUUAUCCGAAUCAAAACAUUUGUCUUGGAGAAACUAUAACUGCUAUUUGGCUUCCGUAAUUCAAUCUGAAUUACAUUUUGGUGCGUUUGGAAGCGGUGUGAUCGGAAAUCAUCUCAGUGCUGAAUCCGCUUCAAAGAUAUUAAAUGACGGAAGCCAAGAUGCGAUUUAGCUGUUGGAAAUAGUCGACAAGAGUUCACAUAACAUUGAAAACUGCUGUAAAUUGUUGAUUUUGAAAAGCGACCGUAGGCGUACGAAUGAUCUUUUGACGCAUUUUCUGUCAUUAGUCUACAUCUCUGUCGAACUCUUCUCUUGAAACCUUGGGAGGAGUGCUUAAUGGAUCAAGUGUGGACUCGCUUCUCACUAAGGCUCCCUUUCUUUCUAAUACAACGGUAACACACUUCAAGAAAUUAAUGCACGGCACGGUGAGAGGUUGGGAGCACCGAUAACGAAAUAAUCACUUGAUUAUUGAUCACCGAUAUCCCCCCUUUUAUGCUGUUUUUGUUUUCAUAGACUAGUCCCUCUCCCCCUACUCAGCCUUUACCACUUUUGUUUUGGAACUAGAUCAGAUUGCGUGGGAUAUGUUAUAAAACGAGUAAAAUACCUUGUAGAUGAAUCAAACAACAAAUGUGUUUUGUCUCGAUGAACUGUUCCGCAAGAUAUCCA
Nematostella vectensis (starlet sea anemone) is the source of this 1589-nucleotide messenger RNA. RefSeq names its product amiloride-sensitive sodium channel subunit alpha-like. Gene Ontology annotation, cellular component: membrane. Bases 273 to 797 code for a protein of 174 amino acids. Lineage: Eukaryota; Metazoa; Cnidaria; Anthozoa; Actiniaria; Edwardsiidae. Gene Ontology annotation, biological process: sodium ion transmembrane transport. The record is from RefSeq and is a predicted model, not a curated record. The transcript has 4 exons. Gene Ontology annotation, molecular function: ligand-gated sodium channel activity.